Didymodactylos carnosus is the source of this 2910-nucleotide messenger RNA. The record is from the annotation of a GenBank genome assembly. NCBI's taxonomy places the organism in Eukaryota, Metazoa, Rotifera, Eurotatoria, Philodinida, Philodinidae.
AUGGAUCCUGAUUCAUUAGAUAAUAAUUAUUCCCGUACACGAAAUUUUUCAACUAUGCAAGAAGAAAAUCCAGAACAAACAUCUGUAACUACUUCUAACUCAGGUAUACUAACUUCGAGAUCAACAACAGGACAAGUAUAUUCAGGCAGUAUAAUGCGUACAUCUCAAAUGUCAGGAUAUACAUCAUCAUCCCCGUCUUCCAGAACAUCAACACCAAUUAUAACCACUGUUGAUCAGAGUUUUUCAUCACCAAAAUCAAGAAUUUAUACAUCGACAAAGGAAUUGUAUAAUGAACAAACUCUUCAUCAUGCUUUACCAGCUAAACGUAGAGAAGUUAAAUUUGAAGAUAUACAAACAACAACCGGUAAUUUUUCACCAACAAAUGAUGAAGAUCUCAAUGUUUCAGAGACUACUUAUAAAUUUCCAUCUCAGGAAAAAGAGCUAAAAGAUGAGACAGAAACAACAAAGUAUUAUACUUCAACAAUGAAAUCUUCAUCUCCAACAAGUCGAACGAAAUUUGUUGAUAUUCCAACAUAUGAACAUAAUCAAAACACAAAAAACUAUCAAUUUGGAAAAAAUCAAUCUUCAGCGCAUGUGACAACUCUUUUACAAAGUAGUGGUGGGAGCGUCGGUAACCGUGAACAUUUUACAAGACGAGGAAAUGAGAACGAUGAUUUAAUUUCAUCUUCAACGAAUUUGGCAACUCAACAAGCAAAAUCAAAGUUUAUCGAUGAUUAUAUGACACAUCAAAUUGGUGAAAAGCGUGAAUUAAUAAUACUGAAUAGUCGUUUUGAAGAUUAUUUGAAUAAAACAAAACGUUUAGUUCACUUAAAUACUAAUUUACGACGACAAGUCGAUGAUGCCUAUAGACGUUAUAUGGGACGUACAACAGAUUUUGAUGAGGAAGUGGAAAAGGAUAUUAACUAUAAUGAGGACAAUAGAGAGAAUCGUGCACGAAAACGUUCUCCAAAUGAAGGUGAAAAAGCGAUACAACAGAAAAAUUUUAAUCAUCCUCAAGAUAAACAAUUAAUUAAUUUGCGUAAUAAAAUCACCGAUGAAGUUCGUCACCAAACAUCAGUACAAAUUCGUGUUCAACGUGCCGAUCAUGAUAUUAAAUUUUAUAAAAAUGAAAUUAAAUGUUUAAAUAAUUGUGAUUUAACAGAAAAUAAUAAAUUAAAUCAAAUGAAACAAGAACUAGAACAUAAUGUGUACGAAUUAGAACAAUUGAAAAAACAAUAUGACAAACGUGAAGAUGAUUUAGAAAAGUUAAAACAAUUAUACGACGAAUAUAUGAAGAAAAUUGUUCAUUUUACUGAUGAAUAUGAUACAAUUACUUUUGAGAGAAUGAAAAAUGAAAAUCAAUUGUAUAAUCUUCAAGAACAAAUUGCUUUUCAACAAGAAUAUCAGAAUCGAAUAUAUCAAGAAUAUGAACAUUUAGAAAAAUUUGAAUCUGAUUUUAAUCAAGAAUUUAACACAAAGGAAUUACAAAAUGUAGUCGAACAAAUAAGACAUGAUUAUGAAGAUUAUAACCAGAUAAGAAUAGAAGAAUUGGAAAAUUUGUAUAAAACAAGACUAAAUGAUAUCAAAGAAGCAUUUCAAAAACAAGAAGAAUUGAAAUCCAUUAGUGGUUAUGAUUUAGAAAAAUCUGUCAGACCAAAAGAAUUUAAAAUUAUGUUGGAUACAACAAAGGAACAGCAUCGAAAUUUACUUGAACAAAAUUAUGUGCUAAAAGAAAAAUUAGAGCAAUUGGAACAAGAUCUACGAGGUAUAAUUGAUAAUAAUAAGCGUGUAUAUGAGAGUUCCGAUCUUGAAUAUCAACAAUUACAAAAUGAAUUACCAGAAUUAGAAAAUAUUAUACUACGUUUGAGAGAGAAUGCUGUUGGUCUAUGGGCAGAAAUAAACACUUAUCGUUGUCUACUAUUAAGUUUGCUAUCACCAUCUCAUUCAUCGUUAACUGGAAGCACAGAAAUAACCGAUGAAUCGGUUCGAACACAAGUAGAACCGAAAUAUAUACCAUCAAUUAUAACGCCACCUCUACCAAAAGCGACACGAGAAGAGUUCACCGAGAAGUUCACUACUAAAAAAUAUCGUGCACCUAUAGCAACAUCGAUAUCUACUAGUAGUAAAUCAAUAAUAGCACCAUCAGCAACAACAAUUAAUACUGAAACUCAAUAUGAUCAGCAAGAACGAAGUCAAUCAUCUGGAAAAAUAAUGUCUAUCGAUACUAGUGGAAAAACAAAUAUGGAAACACGACGAGAAUUAAUAACAGAAGAAUCAGAUAAUACUGCAGUAAUAAGUCAUCCAUAUUCUUCUCCAUCUCUUCCAUUUCGAUCGGCACAUACACAACACAUGAACACUGCAACAACGACAAAUAGAGGUUCACAUCAAUAUGAUCAGCAAGAACAAAGCCAUUCAUCUGGAAAAAUAAUGUCUAUCGAUACUAGUGGAAAAACAAAUAUGGAAACACGACGGGAAUUAACAACAAAAGAAUCAGAUGAUACUGUAGUAAUAAGUCAUCCAUAUUCUUCUCCAUCUCUUUCAUCUCGAUCGGCACAAGUAGAACACAUGAAUACUGCAACAACGACAAAUAGAGGUUCAUCUACCAUCAUAUCUGUAGCUUAUUCGACAGGAGGUCAAAAGUUUUCUCAACAGCAAGACUAUCACCGACAUUCGCCGAGUAAUGUCAUUCAGUUGGAUGGUAGUGGAAUGUCCAUUUCUGAACAAUCCUCCCAUGUGGUAAUACCGAUGAGUAUGGCAAAAAAAAUAACAACGAGCAGUAGUAAUGAUAAUACGGACUAUCGAGAUGUGACAAUGGCCAGAAAAAUAUUGCCCUACUGUGAGCAAUAUCGUGACGAAGCAACAGGAUUCAUUGUUCACAUCGAAGAUGGUAUUAUAUGGGUACGAAUAUAA